ACUACAGGAAAAAAUGGCGACCUCCGUGUGUACGGUGUCAAUGAUCAACUAACGUUUGCACAUGUUAUUGUCAAAGGAUCCGAUAGUCAAACGAUAAGAAUUAUAUGGAGCGAAAUGCCAACUUGGUAUCCAUCUUAAACGACAACAGAGUUGCGUGAAAACAUCUGUGCCUCAACACAAUCCUGUCAUGGAGCUCUACUGACAAUUCCUUCGACCUCAUGGCUUGGUUUUUGCUCUGACAUGCACUGUCAACUGUGGAACCUUACAUAGACAGGGCAGGGGCAUGUCCAGGCUGUGUGUGGUGUGUGGGGGCUCCAGGGGCAUUGGCAGGGCUGUAUCAAGGCUGCUGGCAGAGAGAGGCUGCAGGGUUGCUGUGGUGUCCAGGAAUCAGGAUGCUGCUAAGGCCACUGUGGUGUCCCUCGCUGGAGCUGACCAUGUGGCCUUUAGUUGUGACGUCUCCAGAGGAGAGGAAGUUCAGAAGACAUUUGAGACGAUCCAGAAGACCUGUGGAAACAUCUCAUACCUGGUCAAUGCAGCUGGUAUCAACAGGGAUGGUCUGUUGCUGAGGACCAGGCCCGAGGACAUGGUGGCUCUGCUUCAUACCAACCUACUGGGGAGCAUGUUGACAUGCAAGGCAGCGCUACGGAGCAUGCUCCACACCCAGGGAGGGGCCAUUGUCAACAUAGGCUCUGUGGUGGGGUUGAAGGGGAACGCAGGUCAGUGUGUGUACAGCGCCAGUAAAGCAGGUCUGGAGGGCUUCACUCGCUCCCUGGCCAAGGAGGUGGCCUCGCGCAAUGUCAGAGUUAACCUGCUGGCUCCAGGUUUCAUCCGGACAGACAUGACAGUGGGGCUGAGGGAAGGGGAGGGGGUGCGGACCAUCCCCCUGGGGAGGUUUGGGGAGCCUGAGGAGGUGGCCAAGGCUGUUCUUUUCCUCCUGGAGUCUCCCUACAUCACAGGACAGGUGCUGGUGGUGGACGGAGGGCUGCAGCUGGCCAUGUAGGGAGGCCCUCGACCCCUCUAUAUACACCUGGUGCCCACUAUACCUCCUAACUGUCAGCUGGGUGGUUUAGAGACUCUCAGAUGAGAAUUACAAUGGAGAGGUCUGUGUUUUCCAGUAUAUGUAUGUUUCAGCUUAGGAUGGGCUGGGUUCAUGCAUAGGAAAGGGAUAAAUAUAUGUUUUUUAUCUAUACUGAACAAAAAUAUACACACAACAUGUAGUGUUGGUUCCAUGUUUCACGAGCUGAGAUCCCAGAAAUGUUCAAUUUGCACAAAAACGUAUUUCUCUCAGAUGUUGUGUGGGCUUGACCUUGUAAUAAGUCAGGGCCAUAGAUAUGUAUACCUGAGUAUGGUUCAUGUAAUACUGUUGCCCCUAUCGGUACACAGUGCUGAGUCACAGGGUACUGCUCCACAUAGCUCAGAGGGGGUGUGUCUUUAUGUGAGUGACAGUUUUUCAUGGCUAACACUGCUGACUCCACUGUGUCUGACUCAGUCUGGCCCUCCACGCUCCUGAGGCCUUAACUUUGAUCAGCAGAUUUAAUGCUAUUACUCUUUCCAUGACUUCUAGGCACCUAGUGCUGACCAAAGCUCUCAUGUUUCACUCUCCCACUCCCCUGGGGGACCGCGACACAGCGCAGGCCCCAACCACUGCCCCCCCCCUUGAGCCCAGCCCUGGAGGGGCCCAGAGAGGGGGUAUGGAUGGGGUCUGACUGCCUGCCUAGUGCCUACAGCUGGAGGGGAUUUUUAGCCCAUGGAAUGUUUUGAGAGUCCAGUUACAGCUCAGGAUCGGUGGUGCAAAUGGAUGGGGUCAGAGGUGACUGUCAUGCUCAGUGUGGAGAUUUGAAAUGCUGUGAUCUCAUCUGUUAUUUCCUCCAGUGGAGAGACAUUUCACCUCCACUGGAGUGUGCUGCCCAGCCCCCUCACACACAGGUUGCUCAACAGUCACAUAUAUUUACACGUCAUUAGAAGCUUUCAUAGAUCUGGGGCAUCUGCACUCAUCUGCUGUCUAUCAUGUGACCUAAGAUCAAGGUGGAAACAAUGUAAACUAGGGAUCAAGGUCAAAUCUGAUAAGAAUUCUCAAUAAACAAUGGCAUUUCCCCUGUGAUGGAU
Messenger RNA from Salvelinus fontinalis (brook trout), 2106 nucleotides. Its product is annotated as carbonyl reductase family member 4-like. Gene Ontology annotation, molecular function: oxidoreductase activity, acting on the CH-OH group of donors, NAD or NADP as acceptor; quinone binding. The record is from RefSeq and is a predicted model, not a curated record. NCBI's taxonomy places the organism in Eukaryota, Metazoa, Chordata, Actinopteri, Salmoniformes, Salmonidae. Gene Ontology annotation, biological process: fatty acid biosynthetic process. The coding region runs from base 284 to 1000 and encodes 238 amino acids. The transcript is spliced from 7 exons.